This is a messenger RNA of Trichomycterus rosablanca, 2353 nucleotides long. It is a transcript of the gene kcnd3, whose product is annotated as potassium voltage-gated channel, Shal-related subfamily, member 3. The transcript is spliced from 7 exons. Gene Ontology annotation, molecular function: protein binding; A-type (transient outward) potassium channel activity. NCBI's taxonomy places the organism in Eukaryota, Metazoa, Chordata, Actinopteri, Siluriformes, Trichomycteridae. Gene Ontology annotation, biological process: protein homooligomerization; potassium ion export across plasma membrane. Bases 181 to 2100 code for a protein of 639 amino acids. The record is from RefSeq and is a predicted model, not a curated record. Gene Ontology annotation, cellular component: voltage-gated potassium channel complex; neuronal cell body; dendritic spine.
AGUUCUCUUGGCACUUUUACUACUUGUUUGUUUGGUGAAGGCGCGUCGAGCACUUUUCCGAGUUCAUGGUGCUGAGAGGAUGUUUUAGUUGAUGACAUUUUCGCAGAUGGUGUCUGAGCUGAAGUCAAGCUGGUUGUGAAGGUGUUUGACCUGCUCCCCUUGCCCCCAGAAGGAGUAUCCAUGGCUGCGGGUGUAGCGGCGUGGCUCCCCUUUGCCCGGGCAGCGGCUAUUGGCUGGAUGCCCGUGGCCAACCUGCCAAUGCCCAUAGCACCAGCAGAAAAGAACAAGCACCAGGAUGAGCUCAUAGUUCUUAAUGUCAGUGGUCGUCGCUUUCAAACAUGGCGCAAUACACUGGACCGCUAUCCUGACACCCUACUUGGAAGCUCAGAGAAAGAAUUCUUUUUCAACGAAGAGACCCAUGAGUACUUUUUUGACCGUGACCCGGACGUAUUCCGCAGCAUCCUAAACUUCUAUCGCACUGGCAAGUUGCACUACCCGCGCUAUGAGUGCAUAUCAGCCUACGAUGAGGAGCUGGCUUUCUUCGGGAUCAUCUCUGAGAUCAUAAGCGACUGUUGUUACGAAGAGUACAAAGAUCGCAGGCGAGAAAACGCAGAGCGCCUGAUGGACGACCUUGAGGACAGUAAGGACAGCAAGCUGCCCAAUAUGACCUUCCGUGAGACCAUGUGGCGUGCCUUUGAGAACCCGCACACCAGCACCAUGGCUCUUGUCUUCUACUACGUCACCGGCUUCUUCAUUGCAGUGUCUGUUAUCACAAACGUGGUGGAGACGGUGCCAUGUGGUUCCAUGCCCACUCAGCGGGAAAUUCCUUGUGGUGAACGUUACACGGUGGCCUUCUUCUGCAUGGACACAGCGUGUGUCAUGAUCUUCACUGUGGAGUAUCUGAUGCGUUUGUUUGCUGCGCCCAGCCGCUACCGCUUCAUGCGUUCUGUAAUGAGUAUCAUUGACGUGGUGGCUAUACUUCCCUACUACAUCGGCCUGGUCAUGACCAACAACGAAGAUGUGAGUGGUGCCUUCGUCACACUGCGGGUCUUCAGAGUCUUCCGCAUCUUCAAGUUCUCUCGCCACUCACAAGGCCUACGAAUCCUGGGCUACACAUUGAAAAGCUGUGCCUCAGAGCUCGGCUUCCUUCUCUUCUCACUGACCAUGGCCAUCAUCAUCUUCGCCACAGUCAUGUUCUAUGCUGAGAAAGGCUCUGCUUCCAGCAAAUUCACCAGCAUCCCAGCCUCCUUCUGGUACACCAUCGUCACCAUGACCACAUUGGGGUAUGGAGACAUGGUUCCUAAGACAAUAGCGGGAAAGAUCUUUGGCUCUAUCUGCUCUCUGAGCGGUGUGCUGGUUAUCGCAUUACCUGUUCCUGUCAUCGUCUCCAACUUCAGCCGCAUUUACCACCAGAACCAAAGAGCAGACAAGCGGCGGGCACAGAAGAAAGCUCGAUUGGCCAGAAUGCGAAUCUUAAAGACUGGCAAUCCAAACAUCGUCCUGCAUAGCAAACGCAACGGCAUGCUGAACCAAGCCCUGGAGCUGACGCAGGGUUCCACAGGCGAAGGGCAGCAGCUGAAAAAGACCCCAUCAAUAAUUGAAAGCCAACACCACCAUCUGCUGCACUGCCUGGAGAAAACCACGAAUCAUGAGUUUAUGGAUGAGCAGUUGUUUGAGCAGAGUUAUGUGGAAAGUGGCCUGCAGCGUUUCCCUUCACAGAACUCCUCUGUCUCUGGCCAGGAGGGCAUUAUGGGCUCCUGCUGCUCCAGACGACCCAAGAAAAGCAGUCAGCCAGCUAAUGCAGCACCCACACACACUCAUACACACCCAUAUUUAAAACCAAACACACACAACCUUCAGGAGCUCAGUGCCAUACACAUUCAGUGUGGAGAGCAGCGGCCUCUUAACAUUAGUCGAUCCAGUCUCAACUUGAUGCCUGAUGAAUCAGGAGGUCUGAACUGUAAGAGCAGCAGUCAAAUCACCACUGCAAUCAUCAGCAUUCCGACCUCGCCCAACAACACAUCCCCCACCAGCCCAGAGGUCUCAUCCAACCCCACUACUAACUCCAGCAGCGGCGUGGUGAAGGUCUCUGCCCUGUGAUAGACAUUUUUGAGAACCAGCUGAGCAUCAGAACAGAAAAAGGAGGAGCACUCAGGAUGUGAAAACUGUGGAGAACGCUGCUCUCUAGUGGAAAAGAGACAGCAAUGACUUUGAUUCCUUGAAAGAAAACAGUGGGGUGAUGUGUAUGAUGUGUAUGUGUGUGCUUGUGUGUGUGAAGGGGACAAAUUACAAUAGCAGAAGAGCCAUAAGAACUUUUACUGGAUCAGUCCAUUAAAAGGUAAUUAGAUGAGGA